Molecule: messenger RNA, 1715 nt
Organism: Pomacea canaliculata
Lineage: Eukaryota; Metazoa; Mollusca; Gastropoda; Architaenioglossa; Ampullariidae
Product: angiopoietin-related protein 2-like
Exons: 9
Coding region: 143-1216 (357 amino acids)
Source: RefSeq, a predicted model, not a curated record
GUCUGCCUCUAUCUGUCUCGUCAUCACCUCCCCUUCCUGACAGCUUCUUAACGAACCAAACUGCUGGAUGAGACUGGGAUGUGCAGACUGAAAGUAAUCACUCUGUUAAGCAUGUUUAUACGCGUCCUAUAACGUGUUUGCAAUGAGGACGUGUUUGGUUCUGGCUUCUCUUCUUCUUGUUCCAGCUUGCAAUACCCAAGGUAUCUUCAGAGACUUUGAUGUGAUCCACGAGCCGAGCGGCUGGUAUGAUGCAGCAUGUACCAAGGACAGCGACUGUGGUCAGGAGAACUCCGAGUGUGCUCUGGGCAGGUGUCGCUGUCGUCCGGGUAUUUACCUCUUUACAAGUGACAUCACCUGCUCAUCUUCCUGCAGUCCACAAGGGCUCCACAAGACCUUCACAAAAUAUCCUGACAGCCACAUAAGGGGAGAUAAAAAUCAAGCUCUUCGACUCAACUUAAGAAAGUGCAGGAACCUGUGUAUUUCCACCGCAACUUGCCGUACCUUUGACUUCAGAGGUGCUUUCCGCUGUCUGAUUCACACCGUUACCUCCCUUGAGGCCGCCUCCAGGUGGUCUCCUACCAGUAGAGGCUGGACUCACUACCAGAGGAACUGUCGAAAACCCAGCUUUGGAACAUGUGGUGAGGCGCAGAAAUCAGGAGCCAAGUCCGGGGCCUACUCCCUUAUACUGACUGAGAACAACCUCACCCGCAAUCAAAGCAUCUGGUGUGACAUGAAGUCUGGUGGCGGCGGUUGGCUGGUUUUUCAGAGACGCCGUGACGGUUCAGUGGACUUCUUCCGGAACUGGGAGGAAUACGAACAGGGCUUUGGUGACGUCAGUAACGAGUUCUGGCUAGGCUUGUCAACAAUCCACAGACUGACCAGCGGGAAACCCACCCGACUGCGUGUAGACAUCAGAGAUCUGAAUGGACGUAGUCACUUCGCUGAGUACUCGACAUUCAGGGUGGACGGUCCCGAGACGAACUACAGACUGACCGUGUCCGGCUUCUCGGGUAACGCGGGUGACAGCAUGUGGUAUCACCACGGCCAGAGAUUUACAACCUUUGACCGUGACAAUGACAAGUCAGGUGACAACUGUGCCCAGAUGUACAGCGGCGGCUGUGGUACAACAACUGCCUCCGCUCCAACCUCAACGGCAUCUACAAGUCCACCGGCAUCGUGGCAGCGACGGCGUGGUGUGGUCGUCAGCCUAUGGUGACCAGAGGAGCUUCACCUUCACCGAGAUGAAACUCAAACCAUCGUAACCUCCCUCUGACUGCUGAUACUGCACUACUUACCUCUGGCAACACAGUGUCGACAACUAUACUCUCAUGACCAUAUUGCAGUCAAAUAAUGAGUUAAAUGUACUGUUCCUCUUACAUUUUGUUUUGCUUGAAUAAAGGUCUUCAAAACGUAAAAAAAGUAAUAGAUUGAUUAAUGUUAAAUAUUAAUUGUUGGUACGUCGCAGAAAUAAACAAAAACCUAGUCUGAUACAAAGUCUCAUACCUUGUCUAAUCUGUAAUCUUAUACCUAGUGUAAUACCUAGUCUUAUACGUAACCUAAUACUUAGUCUAUUAUUUAAUCUUUUAUCGUUUUAAAGAUUUUUUCAACUUCCGGACGUAGCCGACCUUGACAUUGCUCAAACAUCUGAAAAAAGAAAAGUUUUUUUUUCUCCGUGCGCCGUCCGGUGACUUCUCUUGUAUCCUCGUGUGUGCUCA